Messenger RNA from Phyllopteryx taeniolatus (common seadragon), 8920 nucleotides. It is a transcript of the gene kcnj14, whose product is annotated as potassium inwardly rectifying channel subfamily J member 14. The record is from RefSeq and is a predicted model, not a curated record. Gene Ontology annotation, cellular component: plasma membrane. Lineage: Eukaryota; Metazoa; Chordata; Actinopteri; Syngnathiformes; Syngnathidae. Bases 2077 to 3624 code for a protein of 515 amino acids. Gene Ontology annotation, biological process: potassium ion import across plasma membrane; regulation of monoatomic ion transmembrane transport. Gene Ontology annotation, molecular function: inward rectifier potassium channel activity. The transcript is spliced from 6 exons.
AGUCUCCCCUCCCCCACCCCCACAUUUUUGUGCUACACCUUUGAGCUUGAGCAGUAUCACAUCCCAUUAGCUAUAAUUAUUCAUUUGAUAGCCCACAAUGCUUGGAAGUGGUCAAGAAAAUGGCUGCUGUAUCCCUGUAGAACACGCCCUACUGCUUCCAGAUGGGAAAAGAAGUAUGUGACGCUCACAGACAAUAACGGACAUCUGUAGGAUCUUGUUGAGAUAAGACUGACUGUAAAAAAACAACAACAGAAGACUGCAUUCACGGUCUGGCAUUGUGUUAGACACGUGCAUCCUUGAGUAAAGCGAGAGAAAAGAGACCACCUUCAACAACCCAGAAAAGGAAAAAUAAUGCAUAUUCGGCAUUGUUUUCUCUUCUGAUUUUUUUCUCCGGAGCAACCGAGCACUCAGUCUUUUUACUGAACAUGUAUCAGAAGGGAAAGUCAACACACCGACGAAGAUGAACCCAUAUGUCACUUCCCAUUUCAGGAGGGAUCUUUUUCCUCAUUUUCAUUUGUUGUAGUACGAUGCAGGAAUCACAUGGAUACACCUGCGUAUCUACAAUUAUAUCAGUAGCUUCUAUUAAGGUGUUUAAGUUAAGUGUUUGUUUUUGUCCAAAGGAUUUCAUGUUGCAAAGUCUUUAAACUUAUCAGGACUCUGUAGCGUGAUCCGGAAAUUACUAUACAAGGUAAAUGGUAAUUCUACAUGUUUUGAUUGUUAGAUGUGCUUGCAUAAUCCCAUGUUAUUGAUGCUUGUUUAUUUUGAAGUGUUUCCUUAUUUACUUCACUUUGCCAGAAAUUCUGAUGUUCAGGUGGCCUUCCGAGAGCUUGUUGAAAACAGGAAUCUGAGUUAAGACUGAACUUCUCAAAGCCACUGACAUUUACCCUCUCAGCCACUCAAGACUCAAAACUUUAAAACCAUCUUCUUGACUUGACCCGCAGAAAACUAAAAGACAUCUUCAGGUGACCUGUGUACUUACCUUUUUCCUUUGCAUAAAUCUUCCAACUAACAUGAUUAAUGCCGAAUUCAAGUACAAAGUAAUCGCUCUGUUAUUUUUUUUCUUUUGUAUCUGAUCAGGCUUAGGCGAUAUCUCGGCAUUGACGCUGAGCUUUAAAUGAGGUAUGUCUGGUUGGGUUUAGACAACUGUUCCAUUUGAUUUCUUGUAUAAUGUAAUAAUCUUCAGUGAAUUCACAAUGGCAGUCAGGCAGCUAUGGAGACUGUUGAAGACAAAAUGUGAAGUUGUUAAAGCUGUAAUGUGAUGGCUCAAGAAGAGAUGGCUAUCAAACUUCUUUUACUUGGGCCCUCUAUGUGACAUUGUUCUUGACUUCUAAAUGUAGCUGUCAGUCUUGACAGAACUUAAAUGAGCUGAAACGGAUUUGUUAGUUGAUUUAGUAACAUGAGUUGAGUAUUUAAUGUCUUCAAUGUACUGUUUUUUUUCUUUUGGCAAGCCAAUACCAAGGGGUUAUGAAACUGAAGAACUUUAUCGUAAGAAACGGCAUGUUUUUUUUUUCUUUUCAUCUGCAUGUUACGAUAUUAUUUUAUCAUAUCUCCCUCAGUAUUUGUCUGUUUCCAUGCACCGAUGCCCAAUAUGUUUGCCGGAUAUAUGCAUAGCCUUUGUCAAAUUGUGCCUAAGAUUGUCUUCCAUUUUAUUUCUUUAAACUGAGCAAAUCCUGCAUGCUUUUUCAUGCCUGUUGAGGUCAAUCCAGCCCUUCCGUUCCUCGCACAUCAAUUCUUACCUCCAGAUAUAUGCCGAGUUACCACUACUGUCAUUGUUUUUGAUUUUGCUUCAAUUUCUGGCCACUGUUCUUCCAUGAACACACCUGAGGAUGUACUUCAUGAAACCAGUUUUCCUGUGUGAUCUGCCAAUGAAAGGAUUGUUCUUGCAAACGACAUAGGAAGGACACCUGCAACAUGUAACUGACCAAUGAGUUUGAAGGGAGUUCUCCUAUUGCAAUGGGACACUAUGGAUUCUGAUUAUUUUUUAUUUUAGGACGCACUAAAGACUGACACCAUUGUUACUAUAUCGCACAACUUGAUUGUGUCACAUUGAAGAAAAGUGACACUUGAGAGAGCCUGAUGGGCGCAGCACGUGUGAAACGGCGCUUUAGUGCUGUGGUGGAUGGGCCAGUAGAGGAGGAGGAGGUCAUGAGGCUGGCACAGAGUGCAGCAGACACUGCUCAGGCAGGAGGUAGCCCAACUGGUUCUGGAACCCCAAGCAGCCCCUCCCUGACCCAUGCCAUCAAUGGCAUGUCCCUACCUCUUCACAGCGAUGCACAGAGGCAGAGUAGCACAGGAGAGUCAGUGGGAGGAGAAGGCGGGGAGAGAAUGGGGGCAAUGUGCUCAGACCUGAUGAGGGGAAGAGGAAGUAGUGAAGGAGGAAGAGGGGAAGGCCAGUCAACCUCAGACCGGAAUUCCCUUUCUUCCCCCUCCACUACGCAACGCUGGCGCACCAAGCGUGCAGGCCGCCGGCCCCGGAAGCGCUUUGUGGGCAAGGACGGACGCUGCAACGUUACCUUUGUCAACAUGAGCGAGAGGGGCCAGCGGUACCUCAGUGACCUCUUCACCACCUGCGUGGACAUCCGCUGGCGCUGGAUGCUGGUCAUCUUCACUCUCUCCUUUCUUCUCUCUUGGCUGCUCUUUGGAUUUGCCUUCUGGCUCAUUGCUUCUGCGCAUGGGGACCUUUCCGUUCGCCUCAUCCCCAUCACCGGCCCCUCGAGUGACAGAGAGGCGGCGGUGGAGGAGCCCUGCUUCUUCCAAGUGAACAGCUUCAUGGCGGCCUUUCUCUUCUCCUUGGAGACGCAGACAUCCAUCGGUUACGGAUUCCGAAGCGUGACCGAACAAUGUCCCCUGGCGGUGGUGGCGGUCGUUUUGCAGUGCAUUGUGGGCUGCAUUAUUGACGCCUUCAUCAUCGGGGCAGUCAUGGCAAAGAUCGCCAAGCCCAAGAAGCGCAACGAAACUCUGGUCUUCUCAGAAACAGCCGUGGUGGCUCUCAGGGAUGGAAAACUGUGCAUGAUGUGGAGAGUUGGAAACCUGCGCAAGAGUCACCUGGUAGAGGCGCAUGUCCGAGCACAACUGUUAAAGUCCAGGGUGACACCAGAAGGAGAGUUCCUUCCGCUGGACAACUUGGACAUCAAUGUUGGUUUUGACACUGGCACCGACCGGAUAUUCUUGGUCUCGCCCGUCACAAUCGUCCACGAGAUCAACGACGAGUCGCCUUUCUUCGAGAUGGACCGCAAGACCCUGAAAAGUGACACGGAACUGGAGGUGGUGGUGAUACUGGAGGGUAUGGUGGAGGCCACAGCAAUGACCACGCAAUGCCGCAGUUCCUAUCUGGCUUCGGAAAUCCAGUGGGGAUAUCGUUUUGAAGCUGUCCUCUUUGAGAAGAACAACUGCUACGAGGUGGACUACUCAUUCUUCCAUCGGACAUACGAAAUCCCAAACACGCCUUUGUGUAGCGCUAAAGAGCUUGCGGAACUGAAAUACUUAAAGAGCUCACGCUCAUCAUUCUGCUAUGAGAACGAAGUGGCUCUGCAGCUCAUUUCUUCUGGGGAAGAACCUGACCCAGAGCCCAAGUGCCCUGUUGCAUCAAACAGGAGACUGUCAGACCACCUCCACUUCAAUUGAGAAAAUGACAGGACGACAAAGCUACAAAAGAGCUUUGGAAUGAUUCUAGACUGACCUUGUUGUCUGAUUGGGCCUGGCAAUCUUUCAAAAUCAUUGAAAACUUUAGUCUGCUAAGUCCCAAACUGGCCCAUCACUACCGCAGCACAACAACAGCAUCCCAUGGUGGCUGUGACUUGCAACUGCACUUCCAGUAGACCACCUCGUUGGAGGAGUUUCAGAUGAAUUUGUAUGCAACGAAUGGUAGUGUAUCCUCCUAGGUACACUCCAGGAAUGUAUCUCAGUAUUAAGUUGAUUUUUCAUCAUUAUUUUAUAUGGUAAGUAUGGACAGUAUAUUGUAUAUUUUGGGAAUGUUGCUUGUGUUUUUUAGACAUCAAUUACAUGGAGAAACAGCGAUGAACGAGCAGCCGUUUCAAGCUUUUCCAUGUAAUUACUGUCUGCUCUAUUUUUGUUUUGGACAGUAUGCAGAAACAUAGCAUGAUUGUGACAUCUUCUUUCAUUUUUUAAUUCUUUCAGUAUAAUGAACAGUGAAUCCCUGUUUAUCGUGGGGGAUACAUUCCAGAUACACCCGCGAUAGGUGAAAAUCUGAGAUAUAAAAAAAAAAAAACGUACAUUUUUUAAAAUAGUUUUACCCCUCCCACAUGCUGUAAACAUAUUUAAAUACAUUAAAAUACACUUAAACGUAUCAAAACACACCCAAGUAUUCCUUACCUCCUUCUCACUCUUGCUGCCAAGAAAUGAGAUUAUCGUAUAACAUCACUAUGAGGAAAUGAAGGUAAGCCGAAGCGCGCUUACUUCAAGUUGUUUAUUUGUCACUUCUAGUUAAUUAACGGUAAAACUGAUUUAUAAAAGAGAAUUAGAAUGUUCAAGCAAACACUAUAAUUUUGUGUAAGAAAACCCUGCUAUCUUAUUGCUAUCAUAUAAUGUGUAUUGCCAUAGAUGGGUUAAUGGAAAUUGCCAUAGAUGUUAUGGUAAUUAUAAAUCUUUAAAUAAAUGUGACUGACUGAAUGACUGACUGACUUUAACAUACAUGGAGCAGCAACACACACAAAAAGAGAAUACAACAUUGUAAUACAUAUACAACCCCAAUUCCAAUGAAGUUGGGACGUUGUGUUAAACAUAAAUAAAAACAGAAUACAAUGAUUUGCAAAUCAUGUUCAACCUAUAUUUAAUUGAAUACACUACAAAGACAAGAUAUUUAAUGUUCAAACUGAGAAACUUUAUAAUUUUUAGCAAAUAAUCAUUAACUUAGAAUUUUAUGGCUGGAACACGUUCCAAAAAAGCUGGGACAGGGUCAUGUUUACCACUGUGUUACAUCACCUUUUCUUUUAACAACAUUCAAUACAUGUUUGGGAACUGAGGACACUAAUUGUUGAAGCUUUCCCAUUCUUGCUUGAUGUAUAACUUCAGCUGUUCAACAGUCCGGUGUCUCCAUGGUCAUAUUUUACGCUUCAUAAUGCGCCACACAUUUUCAAUGGGAGACAGGUCUGGACUGCAGGCAGGCCAGUCUAGUACCCGCACUCUUUUACUACGAAGCCACGCUGUUGUAACACGUGCAGAAUGGGGUUUGGCAUUGACUUGCUGAAAUAAGCAGGGCGUCCAUGAAAACGACGUUGCUUGGAUGGCGGCAUAUGUUUCUCCAAAACCUGUACGUACCUUUCAGCAUUAAUGGUGCCAAUGUCAGUAAAUACAUUUCGGCGCUACAUCCGUAAGUGCAACUUGAAACUCUACUAUGCAAAGCAAAAGCCAUUUAUCAACAACACCCAGAAACGCCGCCGGCUUCUCUUGGCCCGAGCUCAUCUAAGAUGGACUGAUGCAAAGUGGAAAAGUGUUCUGUGGUCCGACGAGUCCACAUAUUGUUUUUGGAAAUUGUGGACGUCGUGUCCUCCGGGCCAAAGAGGAAAAGAACCAUCCGGACUGUUAUUGACGCAAAGUUGGGAAAGAAUGGGAAAGAAUUCCACUUACAAAAAAUUGGUGUCCUCAGUUCCCAAACGUUUAUUGAAUGUUGUUAAAAGAAAAGGUGAUAUAACACAGUGGUAAACAUGAACUUGUCCGAGCUUUUUUGGAACAUGUUGCAGCCAUAAAAUUCUAAGUUAAUGAUUAUUUGCUAAAAACAAUAAAGUUUAUCAGUAUGAACAUUAAAUAUAUUCUUUGUAUUCAAUUAAAUAUAGGUUGAACAUGAUUUGCAAAUUAUUGUAUUCUGUUUUGGCGGCACGGUGGCCGACUGGUUAGAGCGUCAGCCUCACAGUUCUGAGGACCCGGGUUCAAUCCCUGUCCCCGCCUGUGUGGAGUUUGCAUGUUCUCCCCGUGCCUGCGUGGGCUUUCUCCGGGCACUCCGGUUUCCUCCCACAUCCCAAAAAACAUGCAUUAAUUGGAGACUCUAAAUUGCCUGUAGGCACGACUGUGAGUGCGAAUGGUUGUUUGUUUCUAUGUGCCCUGCGAUUGGCUGGCAACCAGUUCAGGGUGUACCCCGCCUCCUGCCUGAUGACAGCUGGGAUAGGCUCCAGCACGCCCGCGACCCUAGUGAGGAGAAGCGGCUCAGAAAAUGGAUGGAUGGAUGGAUGUAUUCUGUUUUUAUUUAUGUUUAACACAACGUCCCAACUUCAUUGGAAUUGGGGUUGUAUUCGGUAUUCUUCUUGCUCUUAAUUUUGCUGCAUAUUGGCUGGCAUAUUGUGCCGCUGUAGAAUGUGAUACUACAUCAAAAGUGCACAAAUCUAAAUUCGGACCUGUAUAUUGUAAAAACCCAUUAAAAAAAAAAAAAAAAAGAUCGCUUAAAAAUCCAUGAUAUCAUGGGGGUUCACUGUAUAUUUAUCUUUUGGUCCUUGUUGUACUAAAGCACAAUUUUUGUUUUGGAUGGAGAGGAGUAUUAACCCUGAAAGUGUCUUGGUAUGUACGGAGGCCUAAAGUAUAUUCUCCUAUUUUGGAGAAGAGGUAGUUAGUUGCACUUGUCCUGAAGAUUUGCCUUGCUUGGAGCAGGAUUGAACUGAUGUGCUAAACCAAAUACUGUAUGUAAACAAAUGUUAAUCCAUACUCCUUAUUCCUGUUGAUAUGUAACAAUUCAAUUGGGUCCCAAACUGUGACUAUUUGUACUGGGGUGGUGCCUUUGAGAAACAUUUUAAAUUGUCCCUUGAGCUGCAGCAGUCAAUUUAGAUAUGCUUAAAAUCUUUAUUUUGAAUGUCACGUCAUUUGGACAGUCUGUAUUUUUUUUGUUUUAAGUAGAGCAACUGCAUGAAGGGAAUCUGCAUUAUGAGAAUUCACAACACAAACAAGCAUUGGAGAAGCUAAGAUACUUAUUUUCUGUAACAGACUAUAGGGUACAGUAAAUGACGAAAAUGUGCAAAUGAAUGACAGUCUCCAGGUAAGUUUUAUGAUUGGUUAUAGAUGACACAGUAAGCGGCUAAGCACUGCUUUUGGUUAAAUGAAACUCAACUCAAUUCAACAUAGUUCCGAGGCAUGAAGAUGUCACAAGAUGGCGUCAAAGCAAUACUUGUAUACAGUGAUGCCUUGACAUACGAUUUUAUUUGCUGAGCAACCACGCUCGUAACUCAAACACUCGUAUCACGUAUUUCCCGAUUGAAAUGAAUUGAAAUGCCAUUUAUCCACUUGAAAAAAAAAAAGUUUUUGUAAUGUGUUUUUUAAUAAGAACAAUAACACUUUAUAAUAUAUUACUUCUUUAAAACAUAGGAAUCACAAAAUUAAAUACAAUGUACAGAAUUAAACAAGUUUGUGCUUCAUGAUGAAUUCAUGUGCCGCUCCAUCUGGUGUGUGCUGCCUUAGGCUACCACCAGGGAGCAGUAUAAUCCAGGUAUACGGUGGACGACUGGUCAGCACAUCUGGCUCACAUUUCUGAGGACGCGGGUUCAAAUCCGGCCUCCGCUGUGUGGAGUUUGCAUGUUCUCUCCGUGCCUGCGUGGGGUUUCUCUGCGUACUCCGGUUUCCUCCCACAUUCCAAAAAACAUGGAUGGUAGGUUGAUUGAAGACUUUAAAUCGUCAGUAGGUGUGAAUGGUUGUUUGUUUAUAUGUGCCCUGCGAUUGCCUGGCGACCAGUUCAGGGUGUACCACGCCUCUCGCCCAGAGAUAGCUGGGAUAGGCGCCAGCACACCUAUGACCCCAUUGAGGAUAAGUGGUUAAAAGAAUGCAUAAAAGGAUGGAUAUACAUGAAGGAGCCGAUCACAACUGUUCAGUAAGCUCCUGUAAUAAUUGUUGUUUUUCGCACAGGAUAAACAAUAUAUGCCUGUGAGUAUUGCUGUUAUCUGUCUACUUUUUUGAAAGAAUUGUUCACUAUCUCCCAAACUGCUGCUUGUUGUGAAGUGUUGAGUUCAUUGCAACUAUACAGUACUUGUAUCUAAAAUUUUUGCUCACAAGCCAAAGCAAAAAAAUUUAUUUGACAGCUCUCAUCCCGAAAAAAUUGAACGUCAGAUCACGCUCAAGGCAUCACUGUAUUAUACAGGGCUUUGGCCUGGGGACUAAAACAGCAAAUAGGUUGAGUUUUUCAGUGAAUAAUGAAAAAAAAAUCUGCAUUAAGGUGAGCUGUGAAUUUGAGGGGCAACACUGUAGUUGUACUACAAUAAGUGUACCAGUUUAUUCAAUUGUCAUGAGUGUCACUUUUUGGUGUUUUCCCUGUUCAAUGCACAACCUCUAUUCUUAUUCUUCUCACUUCAGGAAUGCAUGAGAGAUUAACAUGGUUUUACCUCUGUCCUAAUGUCACUGUCGUUAUGAAGGUUUUGUAACCUACGUGCUUGAAUGUUGUCAAUUGUGUCUUCCCAUAAACGUCCACCCUCAAGUUCUAUUUAUAGGCUGCGUGGUGGGCCAUGGGGCCUGUCUUCACUUCCAUGAAAUGUAACUUGAACUUUAGAGCACCAUCACUUUAGCACUUUUUUUUUCUCAACAUUGCAGAAAAAUACUGACGUGUUCUUUUUUUAUCAUGUCACCUUUCCAUCAUAACUUUAUGUAUUUAGACCACAGGGUGGGCAAAGUUUCUAGCUCAAGGGCCGCACUAGAUUUUUUAAAUGGAUAGAUGGACCAGGUCAGUCAUAGGUUUGGGGAAAAAAAAAAAAAACUUAAAAUAUGUCUGUAAAAUAUUUUUCGUAUUUUAAUGUUAUGGUCCAGAUUGAAGAACAAAGAGGAGCAUACUUUGCCCACCCCUGAUUUAGACCAUUUUAUUUCUAAAACUUACAUAUUUGUGAAUUGUACCAUGGUAAAAAUGUAUUUUCAUAUUACAUUUAGAGAUGGCUUCUGGCAUGCAGGGCUUCCAAAUGAAACUGACUGUGUGAGAACAAAUAAAUCAAGGUUGAAUAGC